Molecule: messenger RNA, 1006 nt
Organism: Tripterygium wilfordii
Lineage: Eukaryota; Viridiplantae; Streptophyta; Magnoliopsida; Celastrales; Celastraceae
Product: putative protein phosphatase 2C-like protein 44
Exons: 5
Coding region: 122-955 (277 amino acids)
Biological process (GO): protein dephosphorylation
Cellular component (GO): nucleus; cytosol
Molecular function (GO): protein serine/threonine phosphatase activity
Source: RefSeq, a predicted model, not a curated record
CACUGCCUAGUAAAUAUCCCUCUCUCUCUCUCUGUCCCUCUCUCUCUCUCUACUUUUCCAUUCAUCUGCUCCAAAAACCAAAAUUACUUGAAGGGUCUCUUGUCAAUUUUGAGGAAUAAACAUGGGUUUGAAGCAUCUUGGUCUCAAGCUUAAGGGAUUUCGUUUGAGACUUUUUCGCAUUGGAGAUGUUGGGAUGAGAAGAAGAGAGGAAGAGAUGGAGAAGAAGCCUUCAUGGAUGAUACCAAUCUCUCAUGGCUAUCAUGUUGUUGAUAAAAUGGAUGAGUCAGAGCUGGACUCUGUUGUGGUACAGAGAGAAGAUAUUGAAGGACUGGAAGUGUGGUUUUACGGAGUUUUCGAUGCUCGAAUUGGAGAUUCUGUAAUCAAGUAUAUGCAAUCUCAUUUCUUUGACAGAUUUCCAAAACAGUGUCGUAUAGGGAGAAAGAGCAAACAGACAAUGAGAAAAGCAUAUCUGAGUGCAAGAGCAAAGGCUAGGGAGGCACAAAAAUCAGAUGAGAAAUGCAUGGCAGGCUCAGCAUCAGUGAUGGUCAUUAAUGGAGAAAAACUGGUGAUAGCUAACAUGGGUAACUACAGAGUUGUAAUUUGCAGAGAUGGCAAGGCACAUCAGAUAAGCACAAGGCAUCACCGAACGGCCAAAAAACAUUGGUCCAGUGGACUCUUUUUGGGUGGCAUGUUAUCAUGGAACUACAAAAAUGCAAGAGGCAGAAGCCAUGACAAGGGCUCGGAGGUUGCUGUAGGUGCUGAGGGGAUCGAUUCUGGUACCGAAUUUGUGAUUCUAGCAAGCAAUGGCAUAUGGGAGGUGAUGAAGAAUCAAGAAGCUGUAAGUCUCAUUCAUCACAUAGAGGAUCCACAAGAAGCUGCUGCGUACCUGGCCAAGGAGGCUGUGAAUAGAAUGAGCAAAUCCUGCAUUUCUUGUAUUGUCAUCCGCUUCGACUAAUUCAUAUUAGCUGUGUUGUUUAGUUUUUUUAGAGUAAUAGGGCCAUGUAUU